Messenger RNA from Planococcus citri (citrus mealybug), 4122 nucleotides. Its product is annotated as erythroid differentiation-related factor 1. The transcript has 20 exons. The record is from RefSeq and is a predicted model, not a curated record. Bases 266 to 4000 code for a protein of 1244 amino acids. Gene Ontology annotation, biological process: positive regulation of DNA-templated transcription. NCBI's taxonomy places the organism in Eukaryota, Metazoa, Arthropoda, Insecta, Hemiptera, Pseudococcidae.
AAAAAUUGAUAACCAUGAUGAAAUUUUUCUAGAAAGACCAUGACAAUAAAUUAUUGGAAAGUGGAAAAUUUCUGCGAGGAAGCCGUAUUCUUCUUGAAGUAGCCAUCUAGAAGUUCAUCUGAAUUGUAUUGUGUGUGAAAUUGAAGUACUUUUGAUGUAAAUAUUGUUUCUGAGCGAACCUCUCUCAAUUCUUCGAAAAGAUGCAUUCAACAUAGUCAAUUCAACCAUUAAUACACACUCUCGAUAAUCGUGUGUUUGCAGCACAAUGAAUGUGGACGAAGACUCAGAAAAGGUUGCGGAAGAAAACGAAGAAAAUGAUUCGACCGAUUCCGGUCAUAACUUAGCAUACAGCCCUGUCAAAUCCACAGCUAUCGUGAAGUAUUCUGCGGUUGAAUCGCCUGCCACAUUUGCUCUGUUAGAAUGUAAUACAGAUUUAAAUUUACCACCUGCAAAUUGGCUGAGUAGCUCGGCAGAAUCGUACGGAUUACGAUAUGUGCUGUCCAACUCGACCGAGUUUUCAAGCUUGCGUAUGGCAGACAUGUUCCCCGAUUGUGUGGGUGAAGUGGAUGUCAUUUCUGACGCAGAAAAUGUGAAAAAACUCUUGAAAUUACCAUACAGUAGAGGCCCGGUGAGCAUGUUGGUUCAUCGGGUCAAAGCCACUUUGCUAAUAGAUGAUUUCGAUAUUCACAAAUUUCUAUUCAAAUCAGCCGAAAUAAAUUGGCAUGCGCUGAAAAACUUUUUACUGGAAAACGUUUUCCAUUCUGUGGAAAAUACAAAAAAAUGCAUUACCCAUGAAAGCAAGCGACGUUAUACGUUACAAGAAGAAAAUUUGAUUUCCAAAUUUUUGUAUCAUAGUAUUGGCCACCUGGAAGAAAAACAACCAAAGAAAUUGAAAUUCGAUAAAGGCGAACAGAGUAAAUGCGAUUCAUCUAGCUCGACUCGCCCGCCGUUCCCCGAAUCAAAUUUAAAUGGCGAAUUGCCCCAAGGUGAAUCGGAGCACAUGUUUGCUCGAAACGUUGUGUGGACAUUUAACAAUAUUCAAAUGUUGUUAGGGACUGAUAUGCCCAUCUUCGGUGGUCGAACUCAUCCAUGUGUUAGUUUGAGAUUACGUGAUAUGUCAAAACCGAUUAGUGUUUUAACGGGGAUCGACUAUUGGUUGGAUAAUUUGAUGUGUAAUGUACCUGAAGUUGCGAUGUGCUAUCACAUUGAAGGAAUUGUUCAGAAGUACGAACUUAUAAAAACAGAAGAUUUGCCUUACAUGGAAGAUUCGAAAUUUUCGCCUGCUUUAAUUCGAGAUGUUGCGCAAAAUAUUUUAGCUUUUUUGAAAUCAAAUGCUACCAAAGCCGGGCACACUUAUUGGUUGCUUAAAGGAAAAGACGACGAUGUAGUGAAAUUAUACGAUUUGACAUCUCUGUGCUCGAAUAAUAUGGUUGAUAGUUCACAAAAUCCGUUCACUAUUCCAGUAGCAUUGUUGAUGUAUCGAGUAGCAAGGAAUAUGAUACAUUCUCCUCGAGUCAAAUUACCCACAAAUCCAGCUACGAUUCGUAUGUUAUUGAAGAACUGUAUAAAACUUUUACCGAAAGAGAAAUAUCCUCAGAUCAUCACAUCAGCCCACUACAUGUUUUCGGAUUCACUGAUUCCGUUGAAUACUGACCCAACUAGUCCUAAAUUAGAAGAUGUUAGCGAGAAGAUUUUCAAUGAUGGAUAUGAAAAGGAUAUCCUUUUUGAUGAGGAAGAAAAUGGAGAUGAAGCUGAUGUUGAGAUUAAAACGUUAUGCUUGUCAAAAAAAUUGAAUUAUUGUGGAGAAAAAGUUAAAGGAAAAAAUGUUUUUAACGAGGAAGAACCGGAAAUUAUGCGAAAUUUAGAAAAACGUUGUAAAGUUGCUAUCGAGCACAUUGCUGACGGAUUGAAUUGUCUGAAAUUUUUUGAUGAUGUGGAUGGUGAUAUGAAAGCGAAAUCACAAGAAAGUGAGAACUUGAACAUGGCACAUCCAGGUACACCAAUUCCUAUGCCGUACGAAUCCAUUAAAAAAGAAACAGAUGAUCAGAAUACCGUCAAAAAAUGCGAAUCAAAGAAGAAGAAAACUAUGAAAAAUAAAGAAGAAAAUUUCAAAUCCAUUGGAUCAUUAUUAUGUCAAUCACACAUUGAAACCAUGCCCACCUGGCAACAUCCGCCUGAAGUUGAUGAUAUCAUGGCUUGGAAAAGACAUUUAAAGAUCCUUCUUUACGAGAAAGCUUGUUUGGUGUAUGCUACUUUAGCUGAGUACGAGUAUUCUGUCGAAAGAUAUGGAAACGCUCUGAAACAUAUACGAUUUGUGUUGGAAAGUCGUGCUCAUCUAACAAAUGGUACUUGUGAAAAUAUAUUGAUGAGUUAUUUGCUCGGUCGUGCUGGUGAUUGCUGUUUUCAAAUUGGUAGAAAAUGGGACCUAGUGGAUAAUUAUAAAUUAGAAUAUUCUCAACUGGAAAAUUUCGAUACCAAAAUGAAACAUAUCCUAGACGAAGAAGAGGUGGAAAAAUAUAAAGAGUUGGAUUUUCUCCCAUCAGAAAUAACUAUGGUUGAUAAUAUACUGAAUAGCAGUUGGAUGUGUUACUCCAAAGCCUUAGAAUUAGAAAAUCGAGAUUUAGAACGCGAUAAUCUGCAGAGGAGACUUGGGAAUAUUUGUAAUGAAUUGGGUUCAUUUUAUAUGAAAAAAGCUAGAGAAACUAUGCCAGAUACCGAUGUGCCUAAAAAACAAGUCGAAGCAUUAUUCGCUAUAUCAAUGACCCAUUUAGAAAAUGGAAUCAAAGCUUUCAAAAGUGUCAACGAUGAUGCUAAUUUAGCUCUGCUGUAUUCGAAUACCGGUCGUUUGAUGCGUUUAAUGGCUCAUUUCUAUUCUGAAGAUAAUUUACCUCUUACUAAAGUUGCCAAAAAAUUUUAUAAUAAAGCUUUGAGCGAUUACCAAUCAGCGCUAACGGCUUUAAGCUACCGACGAUUGAAUCCAGAAAUUUGGGAUACAGUAUUCUACGAAUUGUCUACCACUCUUUACACGAUGGCAACUUUAUUGCAAGAUUAUUCUCCUCAGAAUUCUAUAACUAACAAGAGCGAGUUGGAGCGUGAAGUUGCGGAAUAUUUAUCAAAAGCUCUGAAAUAUUGUGAUAUGGAAACACCCGGUCCAAAACAACCGAUAUAUCAGUAUAGAGCGGCAGAUAUCCACCAUCGUCUUGCUAGUUUAUAUCAUAGCAUGUUCAGAGAUUUAGAUAAAGAAUUACCAAGGCGGAAUAAAAUCGCGCAGUUAUGUCAUUUACAUUACGAACGUGCUGUCAAAUUAUAUUUGAAUUUGGAACUUCCAGCUCAGUUCCUUCGAGCACAGUUAGAGAGAAUAGCGUUGUACGAGUAUUUAUCUGAAAGUUCAAUGGGAAACACUAGUAAAAUCAAGUUUUUGCAAAACGCAUUGGAUUUAGUACUACAGUGUGCUCCUAUCUUGAAAAUUAUAUGCGAAAGAAAAGAAAACGUGGUUUCAUCUUAUACUGUUGGAGAAGAUAAAGACAACCAAUACGGCGCUAAGUUGAAUACAAAAGAAAAAGUGAAAUUCCAAUUAGACGAUACUUCUAACCGUAAAGUCAGUUCUAGCAAUGGUGACAAUGAUGACAAUGAAUCGAAAGAACGGUUGAGCGCAGACGUAUUAGAUGAUUCAAACAACGAUAAAAAUCCAGAUCAUGAAUCCAAAGGCGAAAAAAGUAAAGCUAUCGAUGCUGGAGAUGAUGACGAUGAUGAUGAUGAUAAGAUCGACGAUAUCGUCGAAGAGAACAAAAUGUUAGAGCUUUUAGAAUCUCGUUUGCAAUACAUUUUACGCGUUUUAACUAAACGCUGUACCUUUCUAUCGUCGCAACCGAAAUUCUCAAGUCUUGCUGCCAAGUAUAAAAGCAUGUAUUCGGCGUUACUUAAAACCACCGAAGAUCAAUGCGGUAAAGUACGUCGUCUUUAUGAAAUAUUGCUAGAAUACGCUGAUAUUAAUAAUUAAUUUUUUUUUCAUUCUUUUUCACGGUGUUACGUUUUAUAAUUUGAUAAAUGUUCCUUUAAUUUGUAAUCGUAUUUUGCGUUUUGUAUAUUUAUUUUUUGCGAAUAAAUCGGUAUUUAUGAAAA